This is a messenger RNA of Serinus canaria (Common canary), 7048 nucleotides long. It is a transcript of the gene FLVCR1, whose product is annotated as FLVCR heme transporter 1. The transcript is spliced from 10 exons. Lineage: Eukaryota; Metazoa; Chordata; Aves; Passeriformes; Fringillidae. The coding region runs from base 72 to 1634 and encodes 520 amino acids. Gene Ontology annotation, cellular component: mitochondrion; membrane. The record is from RefSeq and is a predicted model, not a curated record. Gene Ontology annotation, molecular function: heme transmembrane transporter activity; heme binding. Gene Ontology annotation, biological process: erythrocyte differentiation; heme export; mitochondrial transport.
GCCAGGUGACCUUGGCAGGCAGAGCCGGGCUGCGCUCGCCGCCGGGGAAGCUGGGUGCGGAGACGGCCGAGAUGGUGGAGGACGGCGGCGAGGAGGAGGCGGAGGGGGAGAGCGGGGAGGUGCCGGCGGCCGCGGCCCCGCUGCAGCGCUGCAAUGGCUUCCUGCCCGGCAAGGAGGCGGCGGGCGGCGGCCGGGAGGCGGGCGGCGGGCAGCGGGCGGCCCCGGAGGCCGAGGAGAUGCUGGCGGCGGACGGCGUGAGGCGGGAGGCGCGGCUGGAGACGCGGCUGUCGCGGCGGCGGCUGGCGGUGCUGGCCGUGUUCAGCUGCUACUCGCUGGUGAACGCCUUCCAAUGGAUCCAGUACAGCAUCCUCAGCAACGUCUUCUCCAGCUUCUACGGCGUCUCCUCCAGGGAGAUCGACUGGCUGUCCAUGGUGUACAUGGUGGCCUACCUGCCGCUGAUCCUGCCUGCCACCUGGCUGCUGGACGCCCGCGGGCUGCGGCUCACAGCGCUGCUGGGCGCGGGGCUCAACGCGCUGGGCGCCUGGCUCAAGUGCGGCAGCCUGGCCCCGCAGCGCUACCCGCUCACCCUGGCCGCCCAGGCCGUCUGCGCCGUGGCCCAGGUCUUCAUCCUGGGGCUGCCCUCUCGCAUCGCCUCCGUCUGGUUCGGCCCCACCGAGGUCUCCACCGCCUGCGCCGUGGCUGUGCUGGGCAACCAGCUUGGUACUGCAAUUGGCUUCUUGUUGCCACCUGUUUUGGUCCCAAAUACACCGAAUGAUAUUGAUCUUAUGGCACAUAACAUCAGCAUCAUGUUCUAUGGAACAGCGAUAGUGUCCACACUUCUGUUCUUCAUAGCAGGAGUUGUGUUUGAAGAAAAGCCCAAAUACCCCCCCAGUCACUCUCAAGCAGUCCUGCAAACCAAACCUCCCGAGGAUUACUCCUACAAGCAGUCCAUUAUUAACUUGUUCAAAAAUAUUCCAUUUAUACUUUUGCUAAUCAGUUAUGGUAUUAUGACUGGGGCAUUUUAUUCUGUUUCCACAUUAUUAAACCAGAUGAUAGUAACUCAUUAUGAGGGAGAAGAAGUGAACGCUGGGAGAAUUGGCUUGACACUGGUGGUGGCAGGAAUGGUGGGUUCGAUUAUUUGUGGUUUGUGGCUGGAUUACACUAAAACAUACAAGCAAACCACUUUGAUUGUUUACAUUCUCUCUUUCAUUGGGUUGCUGGUAUUUACCUUCACCCUGGACCUCGGAUACCUUAUGGUGGUGUUUGUGACUGGAGGAGUGCUUGGGUUCUUCAUGACUGGCUAUCUUCCACUUGGCUUUGAAUUUGCUGUGGAAAUUACAUAUCCAGAGUCUGAAGGCACUUCCUCAGGUCUCCUUAAUGCAUCAGCACAGAUAUUUGGAAUUAUCUUUACACUUGUUCAAGGAAAGCUCACUACAGACUACAGUCCUCGUGCAGGAAACAUCUUUCUUUGUGCUUGGAUUUUUGUGGGCAUUAUUUUAACAGCCUUAAUAAAAUCAGAUUUGCGAAGACACAACGUGAAUUCAGGGAUUAUGAACUUGGAUGUUAAAGCUGUACCAGUUGACAGUCCUGUAGAACCUGAGAGCACUGCAUUAAAGAUUCAGUCAGAUUUAUGAAGCUGAAGGAGGGGGCCUCAGAAACUCACAAGACUGGUUAGAUGUGGAAUGAUAUGAGCUAGUGUAAUCACUGGAUUUGUGUGUAUGAGUGGUGACUUGUGUUUGUGGAUUUUGGUGGUAGUUGUGUACUGGAAGCUAUGAGGAUGCUCAGUUCAUUUUGCUCAAGAUGCGAAGAAUUCACCUUUGUAUGGAAUAUUUAUUUUAACAUUUUCAAGUCUUGCAGUUUCCUUAGUAAAGAACUGUGUGAACACUCUCCACAGUAGGGAGAUGUGCAUUCAGGAUGCAUACUUGAAAAAAAUCAGGAGUCUUGAAGUACAGUUGUCAUGAUCAGAAGUAUCUAAUCUUUUCUUGUUCAGUCUUGCUGGUGCAUUUGAAAAGUCAAAGAGUAGGGAAAUGCACAGCAGGAGGAUGUUCACGAGUUCAUUUUUUAUUUUAAAUGUAUCUGUAUUUGAAUAUAAGCCAAUGAUUCCUUCUGAAAAAGUGAUAGCACAAUACUGAAAACAAGAGAUGACGUGUGUGUUUCAUACUGGCAUCUGACAUUUCUUUUGCCUUGAAACUUCUUUAUGGGUAUCAAAAGGCAGAUAAGAGAAAACACUGUUUUUGCUAUAGCUUCAUUGUAGCGUUUCUGGGGAGAUUUAAAAAGUUUCUCCCUAGAUAAAUUGGAGAAAAAACAUUUCUUAUUAAAUACAGUAAAAAGGAGGACAAAGGCCUUUGAUAUCUCUGUUGUGAAAUAUUUAUAAGCAAUGGAACACUACCACACAAGUUUCCUCCACAGAGUAUUUUGAGUGCUUUCUCAUUUAAAGAGAGAGGAGUACGUGUUUACAAAGAGCCAGUGCCUUUACUUUGUAGAGAAGAUCCCUGCCUCAUCUUGAGUUUAAUCAGUGCUGCUGAAGAAAUUCCAUUUUGUGUGUUAAACCUCUGAAUAUUUGUGGAGUAUCAGAAAACGUGUUCUGUCCUUUUUAUGAAUUGUAUCACUUGUCUCAUGUGAAAUUCCUGUGCUUGUGUAACUUAAAUCAUGUAUUUUGCAGUUAGUUAAAAGCUGUAAGGAUGACUGAAAAGAAAACAGUGACAUUUUCACUAUUUCUGAUCAAAUAUUUUCUUUUAUACCAUUUUAGCUGCAAAAUGAGCAGACGUUAUUAACAGUAACUUUUUGUUACUUCUUUAGCUGUAUUUGGGAUGGGGGUUUUUCAGUGCAGUGCUUUUGAAAAUUUUCUCCUUUACCUUGUGCCCUACCUACACACCCACAGAACUGAUAGCACUACAAUACUAUUGCUGGGACAGUCAGACCUGGGUAAGUGGACUUUUUGGAAACAUUUCAUUUUUAGCUCAGCAAACUGAGCCUGCAAGUUCAGUGCCAUCAGUGAUGCUGCAUCUCUGAGUUCCCACAGUUCCCACAGUCCUCAGUGCCAUCCAGAAGGUGCAAUCCUGCUCAAAGUUUUCCACAGGUUGUUACAGUUGGGGAUGGGGAAUUGUUUAACUCUGUGCUGGGCUAGGUAAUUUUCUUCACAGUGGCUGGCAUGGGGCUGUGUUUUGGAUUUGUGCUGAUCACAGGGCUGGUACUACAGAGAUGUUUUAUCCUUGCUGAGCAGGGCUUGCACAGAGCCAAGAACUUUUCUGCUUUUCACUCGUCAGAAAAGGUGAGGAAGUUGGGAGUGCAUGGGAUCUUGGGAGGAGACACAGCCAGGACAGGUGACCCCAGCUGACCAAAGGGACAUUCCAGACCAUGUGGCAUCAUGUUCAGUGUAUACAGUGGGGGGCAGAAGGAGGAAGGGAGGGAUGUUUGGAGUGAUGGUGUUUUCUUCCCAAGCAGCCAUUGCCCUUGGUGGGGAUGGCUGAGCACCUGCCUGCCCAUGGGAAGCAGUAAAUUAAUUCCUUGGUUUUAUUUGCUUGUGUGUGUGGCUCCUGCUUUCCCUAUUAAGCUGUCUUUAUCUCAUCCCAUGAGUUUUCCAGUUUUUACCCUUCUGAUUCCAUCCUCAAUCCCACUGGUGAGGAAGGGAGGGAGCAAGCAGCUGCCUGGGGCUUGGUGGGUGGCUGGGGUUAAACAACAACAAACUCCAGGAUAGUCUCUAAUCACAAUAAAUAUAAUUAAAAACUUUUCUUUUUCUUAUUUCACUGUAGACCCAGGAAAAUCUUUUUGUAUAAAAAGGGCCAUGAAAACUUAUCUUUCUAAGCUGAGCCUCUAAAUGUGAUGAUCUCGAUUUAAACAUUUUGUGUGAUAAAUGCUUUAGAUAGGGGAAGACCUAUCAUAAUAAACUAAGCAUGCUUGGAACACGUGCCUUUCCAAAAAGGGUUCAUGUCUCUUUGCCAGGUCCAGUGCUAAGGAGAAAAUGGCCAGGCCUUGCUGCUCCUGGGGAGGUGAACUCUAGAAGAGUCUACUGCUGAAGCACCUGAAUAUAGGGACAGUCACUCUUGGCUAUUCAGAUGGCAGGCAGGAGUAUGGGGGUGAAAGUAGAGAUGCUGUCAUUAUGUCAGCCCUGAUAAUAACGUGCCAAAAAAUAUCUAUGUUUUUCAUCAAGAUACAGAUACAGAAAAUAUUUAUGUUCAUGACCCAUGCAUGGUUGCUUUGACUUUUGGUGUCGCAAAACCUUAACAAGAUAAUAUUUUUGUAGUUUUGGGGAAUUGUUUUUAAAUGUCCAGUAGAGUCUUUGGCAGUAUCCAGGAUGUUUGCUGACCUGUUCUGUAUACACUGUUCAAAAUAAGAUUGAGUAUUUUUGUUCCAUUCUUAAAAUUUAUUUUUCAAAUCCUUGCUUCACUGCUAGUUUCCAGUUUCUUUAGUUAUGUUCAGCUGAUUAUUGAAAAAAUAUUCUAGUUCUGGCUCCUUGUUUUUUUUUAUCUUCUGCCAAAUUACUUGGCUACCUUCUGAAAAGGUUGAAAGAAGAUUUGGCUUGCUGGAAACCCUGCUGGGUCCCUGAAAACAAAAUAUUCCUAAUAAUGAAGGCUUAAUUACAUCCUGGAUUUAUUAUUCCCCUUCUAAAAGGAGCUUGAAAGUUGGAAACCUAUGAGCUAUUUUCAGGCAAUGAUAAAGUAUUUUAAUGAAAGGCUCAGCAGCAGAAUAAAGAGCAAAUAAAGAGCAAAUCAGUAUUUUUUGUGCAAUAGUCUUAUCUGUCAAGAAAUUGAAGUUCUAGCUCAAGGCAGAAAUAAAUCUGGAGUAGUUGAGGCUUUGUGGUUUUUGCUUUUAAUUUUUGGGUUUUAGCAGAAAACAUCCACUCAACCAAACAGAGAAUCAUAGAACGUUAAAAGCUUGGAAGGGACCUCAAAGAUCACCUGGUCCCAACCCACCUGGCAUGGGCAGGGACACCUCCUACUAGACCAGGAUGCACAAGGCUCUAUCCAGCUUGGCCUUGGACUCUGCUAUGGUUGGGGUGUCCACAACCUGCCUGGGCAACCUGUUCCAGUGUCUUACCAUCCUUACAGUAAAAAAUUUAUUCCUGAUAUCUAAAUUAAAUUUCUCCUCUUUCAGUUUGUACCCAUUUCCUCUUGUCCUAUCACUACAAUUCCUGACAGACUCCCUCCCACUUCCCUGUAGUUCCUCUUCAGAUACUGGAAGGUUGCUAUGAGUUCUCCAUGCAACCUUCUUAGCCUGGAAAUUCCACAUGCAUUUGGAAUUGCAAAUAGGGUUUCUGACUCUAAACCUUCAGAUCCUGGCUCAGCCCCCCAGCAAGAGUAGAGCUGGGGGCUAAAAGUCCUAGCUGCUUAAAAAAAGCAAUUGUAUCAUGAGUGGAAUUGCACAUCAACUAGGAGAGGAUGGUGUAAGAAACCAAGUGAGAACAGGCACAUCCCAGUCCCAUGCAUCAGCUUUUGCUUUUCAAUUUGCUUUUUUCCCCUGAGUCAUUCAGGAGAGCACUGGAGGAUGCAAGAGAACACACAGUGGGGAGCAUAAACAAGGGGACUGCCCCCAAGUUCCCAGGAGCCCAGCAGGUUGUGCAAUUGACAACUUUCAGCUCCAAAAUUCAGAGAUUAGCAUUAAUAUUAGUUCUUAGUAUGUGUUUCUUCCCAGCCACAUUAAACUUUUGGUAAUUUCAGUGGAAGAGACUCAGAGAACAUUGACACAUUUUUAUUUAGGAUUCCUGCCACGGCCUUAAACCCCUCAUUUCUAUUGGGUGGGUGUGAAAAUACCAGACCUGUAGGAUGGAAUCUGGAUUUGCUGGUAGGUAAGUCCCUCAGAACAAGUAUUUGUAGAUGGGUGCUUGUCUUUAGUAACAUCUCUUUCUGCUGCUAGAUGCCCAUGGUUUAUGAGGAAGAAAGAGCAAGGAAAGAGGUAGCAACAAUACAUAUGAGUCAUUUUAGAUUAAUAGUGGUGCCUUGAGAGGCUACCUAGAACAGAGGCUAGACAGUGUAAAAGGAAUGAAGUAGGUAUUUGUUAGGAAGGCCUUCAAAGGAAACACCUUGGGCAGUACAAGAGCCUGGCCAGGGCUACACCCAAGAUGGGCAAUGGGUCACACAUUUUCACACUCUUAUAAGAUUUGGUCCAUUUACAUUUUGGGGUUAAUUGUCCAAUUACAGCUUCAGGUUAUGAAGUCCCAUCCUCCCAGAUUGCUCUCCUCAGAUUUUUGGGUCUGAAGCUGCAAUGGUGCCCUUGGUUCUCAGGCUGGAAAAGGAAGUUUUGGUCAAACUAAACUGUGAAGAGAAUUUGCUACCACGUUACAUGAACUUCAGAGUUAUAUACUAAUGCAGUACAGAAUUUGGAAAAUAUGAAAGCUAAAACUUAAGGCAUCAAAUAGGGCUUUCCUAGCUCAGCCUCUUGGUUAUCUCUUGUUCAAGGCAGUCUGUUGUUUCAGAGACAAUCAGUGGAGUGUGUAAUUAGAGCUGCCAGCCCAUGUUGCCUAAUGAAAAAAUGUUUUUUUGAGAAAUAUUUGUACUACCUUGUGCAUCUACAACCAAGUGAAAUUGGGUUAAGCUGUAAACAUUUAUUGUUUUCCAUUUUGUGAACUCACUGGUUUUACUGUGUGAAUGGGAGUGUGUGACCUUUACAGUUGCUGUCUUUCAAUACUUGUAUGUACCUCCUUCUCAAAUGUUACAGGCCAUUGAUGUUUCAUGGAGCACAAGGUGUCAUUAUACACAAAAAUGUGUGAUUGCCCCAGCCCCACCAUUCGGUCUGAAUUCUGUGAAGAGGGAGAAGUGAUGUUAAUGCAGGAAUUGGAAUGAAUUAAGCAAAAAAACUUCCUAAGAGAAAUGUAUUUCUUUGUAAGACCCAUGCUACUUACUGCUCACACCUUUGUUCUACUCAUGAAGAUAACUAAUGUGUUUUACUGUAAUAUUUUGGUUUUGUUAGUGUCCAGUUCUUUAUUUCAAGAGAAAAUUUAAAGUUCUUAAUGAAUAUUCUCUGAUUGCAAUACUGUAUGUAUGUGUAUAUGUGGAUGGCAUCAUUCCUUACCAUUCUAUGUUACUAAUAAAGUGUAUAAUGCCUAAAUUGA